Molecule: messenger RNA, 3714 nt
Organism: Symbiodinium natans
Lineage: Eukaryota; Dinophyceae; Suessiales; Symbiodiniaceae
Source: the annotation of a GenBank genome assembly
AUGAACCAGCUUGUGAGCAUAGAUGUCUUCCACGUUUUCGAUUCUAACCGAGUUCGACAUGAGCUUCUUUCCGUCAUUGACCAUGCGACGACCUACCACCUUGUUUGUAGACCUCCAGGACAUCGCACCCAAGAUUUCUUGCAUGCCUUCACUUUGUUGUGGGGUAACGUCUUCGGAGCGCCUGGCACCAUAGCAGCAGAUCUAGAACCUGGUCUGCAGGCCGGGCUAAGUCAAUAUGCUGAAUUUCAUGGAUGCAAAGUACGACCAGCGGCUGGGCAGGCCCACUGGCAACAGGGUGUGAUAGAGAGGCAUGGCAUGUGGUUUGAGGAGAUGUUGAAACGAGUCAUUGAUGAAAAAUCCAUCGUUGGGGAGGACCUUGAGCUAGCAAUCCAGGCCGUCAACAGCGCAAAGAAUGAACUUCGAAGACAGCACGGUUUCUCUCCUAAUCAAGCAGUUUUUGGACGGGAUCCUAAAGUGCCAGAGGAGCUGAUGUCUGGCGUCGAUGAAGAGAAGUUCAUCGAGCUUAUCUCCGAGGACAGGCAGAGACAACGGGAAGUCAGUAUCAGGACCUCAGCUCGUAUGGCGUUUUUCAGGACCCAAGCAGAUGCCAAAUUCCGUCGAAGUCUCCUUCAAAGGGCUCGGGUUAAACGAGGAGGUUAUCGCAUUGGAGAACUCGUCUGUUUUUACAGGAUCGAGAAAGUGGCAACUCGCCGAGGGCAGUGGCGAGGACCCGGGACAAUCAUAGGGGCAGAAGGUGGAAACUGGUGGAUCUCCUUUGGUGGUCGGUGUCAUCUAGUUGCCGAGGAACAUUUGCGACCUUCAACAGCAGAAGAACUCGGUGAUCUUCUUUCCACCAAACUUGCCCGGGAUGACCUGGAGAAACUCCUUCAGUUAGACCCCGAUGAUCCCGAAACAUAUCAAGAGCCAGAUCAGGAACCAGGCGAUAUCGACGAAGAUCCCGGUCAGGAACCCCAACAUGACAUCGACAUGGAUUUUCAGUUCGAUCUCGGUCCCGAAGACUCCAUUCCCGAUUAUAGUCCUAGCGUUGCUGCUGAUGAAGGAUUUCAUCCUCAAGAACGAGUAGAACCUCUUCGUCGGGAACUGGAAUUCCUUACGCCGCCUGGAGGAGUUAACAAAAGGGUUCGUAAGAAGGGUCCUGGACCUGGUGCCGAGGUAGGAGAACAUUCGGCCCAUAUGUUGAAGAGAUGCCAGACUGAGAAGUCUCUCGAGAAGCAGCUCGAGAAAGAAUUGCCGUGGCGUCUCAUCCCGGAAAGUGAACGUCCCGCUUUUCGUGCUGCUGAAGAUAAACAGUAUCAGGAACACCUGAAACAUGGAGCUCUACAACCGUUGAGUCUGGAAGAAAGUGAAGCUGUACGACAAAGCGUCGAUCCUAGCCGCAUCUUGACCUCGAGAUUUGCCUACAAAGACAAACGUUGGAGCCGUAGGAAGGUCGAUUCUGCUGUUUGUUGGAAACAUAAGGCGAGACUCGUCAUUGGCGGACACAAAGACCCGGAUAUCCAUAUGCUCCAGACCGACGCGCCUACCAUCAAUCGAUUGUCGGUGCUGAUCUUGCUGCAACUUGUCGCAAGUAGAAAGGGUUCUGAGCGUUGGGAGGCAUCAGCAGGCGACAUAACUGCCGCCUUUUUGAACGGCGACGAGCUCGAUCGCGAGCUCUACCUUCUUCAGCCCAAAACCGGUCUGAGUGGCCUCCACCCUCAACAACUCCUCAAAAUCACCAAAGGGAUUCUUGGGCUUCCUGACAGUCCCCGAAAAUGGUGGCGUAAGCUUCGGGAAAGUAUUUUGGGGCUCCACAUCUCCUAUGAUGGGAUCGACUACAAGUUCGUGCAAAAUCCUCUCGAUCCUUGUCUUUUCCAACUGGUUGGUUCACAGCAAGGCAGCAGUGUGGCGCCGAUCGCAUACGUCGGAGUUCAUGUUGAUGAUCUUCUUGUGGUAGGCUCCCCCGAAAUCAGUCAGCAAAUUCGUCACAGUCUCUCACAGGUGUUUCCUGUAGAUGAUUGGGAAAUAGAUGAUUUCGAGUAUCUUGGAUCACACAUCACAGUUUCCGAGAAAGGGGUAUACGUGUCACAAGAAGCCUAUGCCUGCAGCCGACUCUUCGAGAUCCCUGUCACCAAAGACCAGAACGAAGAAGACCUCGCGACUCUCGAGCAGAAGAUCGACAACCAGUCCCUUAUAGGCGCAUUGUCGUGGCUGAGUUCCCAAUCUCGGCCCGAUCUUACCUGCAGCGUUUCCCUUGCGCAACAACUACAAAGAGAACCUUCAGUGUCCGACAUCCGAUUUACCAAUCAGAUCGCUCGACGUGCAUUGGAACACAAGGACAAGGGGAUAUGGCUACGACCGCUUGAUCUCUCCAAGCUUGAGUACCUUGUCUAUCACGAUGCUGCUUGGGCGAACGCAAAACUCGGAGGAGAAGAAGGUUUUCGACUGAGCCAAGCCGAUCACGAACUGGGCCAAAUGUCCGGUACCCCGUAUGAUUGGAAGGAAAGGAAGGCUAAGAGAGCCAACUCAAAUGUGGCCAGUCAAUGUGGUUUGCUGGUUGUUCUUACCGAUAGUGAGGCGUUCGCUGCCGGAGGUGGGGUCUGUAGCAUAGUUGAUUGGAAGUCAUCUGCCACGCGAAGAGUAUGUAGGUCAACUUUUGGUGCCGAGACUACAGCCUGUACAGAAGCUGUAGAGGAAGGACAAUACGUUCGCUCAUAUGUCGAGUCCAUCCUUUCUGGUACCCUGAAGACCGUUGACUCUCUGUCUGGACACCAGUUGCGCUGCAUCACCGAUUGCAAGAGCUUGUACGAUCAUCUUCACAAGGAGGGCAUUCCUAGGAUCCCCACCGACAAGAGGCUCGCAAUCGAUCUGUCCGCUCUCAGACAGAAUUUUGACUUCGAGAAAAUCCAAGAUCGUGCUCCGCUUUACUGGGUUCCCACUAGCUAUCAGCUUGCCGACAUUCUUACUAAGCCGAAGUCUGCUACCGAGUGGUGGAGCACUCUCUUCGGUGAGAUACGUCUGCCGUUCGCUAGCAUGGUCUUGACGGAAGGGCUUACGCCUUUCCAAGCACUGGCUGCUUCCUACGGUGUCUACGGCUCCGCCAAGGCCAUGUCGUCCGGACUCCUGGACCUUUGGUCAGGUGGACGUCCGGUGGCCCUCCAGGCUUCACGGCCCAUGCUGUUCGCCGCCACGCAAACGUGGCUCCUGAUUGCUUGCUUUGGAGAGCUCGCCCUUUUUGCUUUGGCAAGCCGGGUGCUACACCCUUCAGUCCCCAUUGCGUUCUAUGUCGCUGCGGCUGCGCUCAACACAAUGAACGAGCAAGGAACAACCGGCGAUGCCAAAUUUCACGCUUGCUUCACGUCGGUCGUUCAGGUGACGCAGAGCAUGUUUGGAUUUCAUACCUGUCCAACUGGCUUGAGACAGGAGGAAUCUUCAGUGAAGACGUCAGGGCCUGGAUGGCCCGAGGGCACGUUUGUCGUGGUGCGACUGCUGGCCUUGGUGGGCCUUUGCUUCCUGGACUUGCCAAAUGGUCUAUUGCCCAUCGGGACGUUGGGACGCCCCAUGGGCAGGUCGGUGCUUGGUGAAGAGUUCCUGUCGCCGCUCCUUGCUGCAGUGAAGGCGACGCGGGCGCCGAAGCGGUGGCGCGUCACUUUGAACAUUGCAGCUUCGAAGGCUUGGGAGGAAAGAGCGCGGGGUCCACUGCCUUCAACGCCAUGA